Sinocyclocheilus anshuiensis is the source of this 2184-nucleotide messenger RNA. Its product is annotated as two pore calcium channel protein 2-like. Lineage: Eukaryota; Metazoa; Chordata; Actinopteri; Cypriniformes; Cyprinidae. The coding region runs from base 1 to 1923 and encodes 640 amino acids. Gene Ontology annotation, cellular component: lysosomal membrane. The transcript has 21 exons. The record is from RefSeq and is a predicted model, not a curated record. Gene Ontology annotation, molecular function: intracellularly phosphatidylinositol-3,5-bisphosphate-gated monatomic cation channel activity; ligand-gated sodium channel activity; voltage-gated channel activity. Gene Ontology annotation, biological process: monoatomic ion transport; transmembrane transport; calcium-mediated signaling.
AUGUCCCUUUCCGCUGCUUAUGUGGUCAUUUGCUUAUGUUUCUCUCUGUCGGGACUGGCUUUCAUUGAGACCCCCUCCUCUCUGACCUACACCUCGGACAUUCGUUUCAAACCCAAGCCUUGGGAGCCACCGUGUGGACUGACGGAGGGGAUUGAGAUAGUCUGCCUUUGUAUCUUCAUCCUAGAUGUCACUGUGAAGGUAGAAAUCCAGAAAUAUUCAGUUGACUAUUGGGAUAGCAUUAAACAGAGUUAUCUGAUAGGAUGGGAGGAGUUUCGUAUGAACAAAUGGCUGAUUGGUUAUAUAGUAGUGAUUGCAGCAUCAGUUAUUGAUUGGAUGUUGAGUAUUAGCAUGAUGUGCAGUGAGGACCCUAAGAAGAAUGGAGAAUGGGAAACCUACUUCAAAAACCUGCCAAAGGCCCUGUCUUCUCUGCUAGUGCUGCUAACGACAGCCAAUAACCCUGACGUCAUGAUUCCAGCAUACUCUCUGAACCGUGGCUAUUCUAUAUUUUUUAUACUCUUUAGUGUGUUUGGGACAUAUUUGUUAAUGAAUCUAAUGACGGCUAUUAUUUAUAACCAGUUCAGGGGAUAUUUACUGAUGUCAGUUCAGACGUCUAUAAUCAGGAGGCGUCUGGGUAUUCGGGCUGCUUUCGAGGUGCUGUGCUGUCCAGGCCGAGGGCACACCAGCACUCAGUCUGAAGGCCAUGUGGAGCGAGUGGCGGUGAACAUGUUUCUGCAGGUCAUGGAUAGAGUCCACAUGAAGUCUUACUGCAGGCAGGCUAUCAUUAAGGCUGCUCGGCAGUUCCCAGAUGGCUUCAUUAAUGGCGAGGCCUUCCAGAGGCUCUUUAAUGAGCUGGAUAAGGAUUUUAUGAAAGAGCAUCCACCAAAACCAGAGUACAGUUCUCCUGUCCUACGGCAUAUCCAGAAUAUCUACAGUCACUUUUAUAUUACUGUUCUGGGGAAUGUUGUCGCUCUGGCAAAUGUCAUCUGUAUCUGUACUGUCUUGGUUCUGAAUUCAGAGAAAUCUGGGUCAGAGAAAAAUAACUUCUAUAUGGAGAUCCUCAACUGUAUUUUCAUCCUGUACUAUUUAAUAGAGAUGCUGCUGAAAAUAGUGGCUUUUGGUUGGAGAGGUUACCUGUCUUACAGGAAUAACAUCUUUGAUGGAUUCCUCACUGUUCUUCUUCUGGCAAUUCAGAUUGCCAUAUUCAUCACGUACAGGAUUCCCUAUGAGGACGUAGAUCUGGUUCCACGACAUGUGAUGGCUUUGUGGGAGAUGGUGCGACUGGUCAACAUGUUGAUUGUCUUCCGUUUCCUCCGAAUAAUUCCAGAAAUCAAGUUGAUGGCCGUGGUUGCCAGCACUCUUGUGGACCUGGUGAAAAACUUGCGGGCAUUUGCUGGCAUUCUAUUGGUAGUGUACUAUAUGUUUGCCGUCCUUGGUAUCUGGCUUUUCCAGGGAGCUAUAACCCCUCCAUCAAACAUGAGUCUAAUCUCCAAUGCCAGCAUAGAGAACAAAACGGAUGGUCCCUUCAGCAUGGAUUGUGGCACUUUUGAACAGCUGGAGUACUGGCCAAACAACUUUGAUGAUUUUGCUUCCUCUCUGGUUCUCCUCUAUAACAUCAUGGUGGUGAAUAACUGGCAUGUUUUCACAGACGCAUACACCAGAUACACUACAGAGUGGUCCUUGGUGUACUUUGUGGCCUGGUGGUUGACAUCUUCAGUCAUGUGGGUCAACCUGUUUGUGGCCCUCAUUUUGGAGAAUUUCACUUAUAAGUGGGACCGCAGUAAUGCUCUUUCUGUUGAAGAUGUGGAGAGAAUUGCCUAUCAAAGCACUGUACAGCUUAUUUUCAGAGAACAUGUUCAAGAGCCGACAGAAGAAGAGCUACUAGCUCAACUACAACAACAUCCUCAUCUGCACCUCUCCUGGUGACCCUAAGCUUGCCCCCCUCACCUCCACCUCACGGGACGCCUUUAAUGCAUAAUUACACCAAAACACCCAGAAUCCUCCAGGACUCCAUCACGUCUGUGUGAGCCUCAUGUUUACAUAUCCAUCCAUUUUGGAGGGCCUGUUUCCCAUUAUAGGAUCUGUGUAGCUUCAGGUCGGCCUGGGAAAGGAUGUAUGUGUUUUUAACAGAGCGUCACAGAGUUAAUGUUUGGAGGAACUUCAAUUCAUAAAUAGGCUUUAGCUCAA